Penicillium bovifimosum is the source of this 1917-nucleotide messenger RNA. Its product is annotated as putative phosphoinositide-specific phospholipase C. Lineage: Eukaryota; Fungi; Ascomycota; Eurotiomycetes; Eurotiales; Aspergillaceae. The coding region runs from base 1 to 1917 and encodes 638 amino acids. The transcript is spliced from 4 exons. Gene Ontology annotation, molecular function: phosphatidylinositol-4,5-bisphosphate phospholipase C activity. The record is from RefSeq and is a predicted model, not a curated record. Gene Ontology annotation, biological process: lipid metabolic process; phosphatidylinositol-mediated signaling.
AUGGAGACGGUCGAAUCUCUUGUCGACCGUGCGAAACACCUCGUCCUCCACGAUGCACCAAACCCACAUUCUUACACCGUGGACCAAUUCCACCCGACUGUGGAAAAGUAUAUCGAGCAGAUCUACAAAUCUGUUCAUGCAUAUGCUCCGAAUACAACCUAUUUCCUGAAUGAGAUUCAACAUGAUGCUGCCAUCGUGUCUAAGGCGGACGCUUUGGCGUCUGUGGAUGCGUUCCACGCUUACAUGAAAGAUGCCAACUCAUCGGCCAUGGUUCCGGAAGAAGCACUGGAUCUUUCGGCGCCUCUUUCGGACUACUUCAUUUCGUCGAGCCACAAUACUUAUUUAACUGGGAACCAGCUGUACAGUGAUGCUGCUGCUAGUGCCUAUACAUCUGUGCUUCUCCGCGGCUGCAGGUCUGUGGAGAUUGAUGUUUGGGAUGGAGAGCUGGACACUCCAAGCACGAGCGACGGCGAAACAAGCAGCGACAGCAGUGAUCCAGAGGCAGAAGAUGGCCAAGGUCUUAGAAGCAAGCUGAGAGGGAAGAUGAGGUCGAAGAAGGAUGGCAAGGAAAAGGCAGCCAAAGGACCGAAAGAAAGUGUCUCUUCCAAGCUGGAAGCAAAAUUCGACGACGUGCUGCGUCGCAAAUCUUCCAAAUCGCCCCAGCAACAGUCGGAAGAAGUAGCGACUAGCCACUUGCCUGUUCAGCCUGAGCCCCGUGUGCUGCAUGGACAUACCCUCACUAAAGGCACCACGUUCCGUGAGAUCUGCUAUGCGAUACGUGAGAGUGCCUUUGUUGCCAGUGAUCUUCCGCUGGUCAUCAGUCUUGAAGUUCACGCCUCUCUCGAGCAGCAGCAGACGAUGGUUGAUAUCAUGCAAGAGGCAUGGAAAGGAUUGUUGGUCGAGGCUCCGUCGGAUGACGCGAAGCUUCCACCGCUGCUUGAUCUGAGGAAGAAGAUCCUUAUCAAGAGCAAAUGCGGCCCACUCGGUGGCCAGAAUCUCGAAGACGAGCCUCUGACGCCACAGAAUACCCUUCAGACAACCUCGAGCCAGCAGCAGCAGCCGCCGCCGAAGCCAUCAAAGAUUCUAGACGCUCUAGCUAACAUGGCCGUUUAUACCCGGGGGUAUACUUUCAGUCAUUUCGACCAACCAGAGGCGAAGGUCCCCUCGCACAUCUUCUCGCUUUCCGAGAAAGCAGCGCGGGAAGCCCACAUCAACCACCCUGACGCUUUGUUCGAACACAACCGCAGAUCCCUGAUGCGAAUCUAUCCAUACGCAUUCCGCAUCAACUCGUCCAACCUCGACCCGACAUUCUACUGGCGACGCGGCGCCCAGAUCGUAGCAUUGAACUGGCAGAACCUCGAUAAAGGCAUGAUGCUCAACCACGGAAUGUUCGUCGGCAGCCACGGCUGGCGACUGAAGCCAUCCGGCUACAGAAGCAGCACCGCCCCGACGAACGUUCUCCAGCGCCGCAGCAUGACCCUCUCAAUUGAGGUCUACGCGGCGCAAGAUCUGUCCCUGCCAGAAGGCGACACCAGCGAGAAGGGCUUCAAGCCCUACGUUAACUGCCAGCUGCAUGUUGAGGAAGCAGGAAACGAGGACAUUCCGGCUCCGGACGACGCCAGCUCCGACGAUGAUAAAAGCAGCUACCGGCGGUGCACGAAGAGUUCUUCGGGGCGGAAUCCUGACUUCAAGGGACAGAAGUUGGAGUUCCCGACCGUGACGGGAAUAAUUGAGGAAUUGAGUUUCUUACGAUUCAAGAUCAAAAACGAUGAAUUCGGUCGGGAUCCCUUGGCCGCAUGGGCUUGCAUCCGACUUGACCGGCUGCGGGAGGGUUAUCGGUUCGUUCACCUCCACGACUGCACUGGCGAGAAGACUGGCGGUCUCCUUCUGGUGAAUAUCAAGAAGCAGUUGGUUUAG